Messenger RNA from Acanthosepion pharaonis, 495 nucleotides. NCBI's taxonomy places the organism in Eukaryota, Metazoa, Mollusca, Cephalopoda, Sepiida, Sepiidae. The record is from the annotation of a GenBank genome assembly.
AUGAUGACGGUUGAAGAUGCAAUGAUGACGGUUAAAGAUGCAAUGACGACGGUUGAAGAUACAAUGAAGACGGGUGAAGAUGCAAGGAUAACGGUUGAAGAUGCAAUGAUAAUGAUUGAAGAUGCAAUAACGGCGGUUGAAGAUACAAUGAAGACGGGUCAAGAUGCAAGGAUAACGGUUGAAGAUGCAAUGAUGAUGGUUGAAGAUGCAAUGACGACGGUUGAAGAUGCAAUGAUGACGGGUCAAGAUGCAAGGAUAACGGUUGAAGAUGCAAUGAUGAUGGUUGAAGAUGCAAUAACGACGGUUGAAGAUACAAUGAAGACGGGUCAAGAUGCAAGGAUAACGGUUGAAGAUGCAAUGAUGAUGGUUGAAGAUGCAAUAACGACGGUUGAAGAUGCAAUGAUGACGGUUGAAGAUAAAAACGGCCCUUUUCGGGGGUCACAAAAUAUUUCCAAAAGUCUUUUCACUGUUACACAUAGUAGCAAUUUCUUUUAA